Centrocercus urophasianus (Greater sage-grouse) is the source of this 2076-nucleotide messenger RNA. RefSeq names its product kelch like family member 33 (gene KLHL33). Gene Ontology annotation, molecular function: protein binding. The record is from RefSeq and is a predicted model, not a curated record. Lineage: Eukaryota; Metazoa; Chordata; Aves; Galliformes; Phasianidae. The coding region runs from base 143 to 1765 and encodes 540 amino acids. The transcript has 3 exons.
AUGGAGGGAGGGAUCAGUGUCUGAAGGUCACUUAGGCACCGGGUCCUCCUGCAGCUCCCAUCCUUUUUCCUCCUUUCUCCUAGUUCAGCGGCUGGCCCUGAGCUGCUCCUGUGACUUCUUCCGGGCUCUCUUCACUUGCCCCAUGCGGGAGUCGACCCACGACCCCACAGCCCCGCUGAGCACAGGACUGACCCCCUCAGAGCUGCGCCUCCUCCUCUCCUUCGCCUACACAGGGGCCGUGGUCGGGCCGUGGUCCACGGUCCUGGAGGCAGCCGAGACCUCCCUGCGCUACCAGGCCUGGGGGCUCCUCACCCUCUGCCUGGAUGUUUUCACCCACGGCCUGACCCCGGAAAUCGGCCUGGAUGUGCUGGCCUUUGCAGUGGCUUACGGGCUGGUCCAGGUGAGCCGCGCAGCGGAGGACUACAUCUUGGCCACCUUCCCUACUGUAGUGGCCACUCCAACCUUCCUGGAUCUUCCUGCCCACCUUCUGAUCCGCCUCCUCCGCUCUGACGGUCUUAACGUCCUCCACGAACUGGAGGCUUUGGAGGCGGCAUCCCGGUGGCUGAAGGCCAAUGGGGAUGGCAAAGAGGACCUAACCAAGGAAGUUCUGUCGUCCGUUCGCUUUGCCCUCAUGUCUGGCCAGGAGCUGAAGAAGAUCCCAUCGGUGACGGCGGGGGUGGUGGACCCAGGGCUCCUCCGCCAGCUGGUGGUUGAGAGUUUGUCCCCCAUGGUCCAGCUGCCGUGCCGGGUGCGCUCCUUGCAAGAGGUGCUGGUGGUUUGUGGAGGAGACAAACUGACGCCGAACAUGGCUGCCCGGAAGCCCAGCAGGAACCUCUGGUUUGCCCACCGCUACCUCAGUGCUGUGGGGCUGGUGAAGCACGUGGAGUGGAGGGCAUUGGGGAACUUUCCUGACGGUCCGCGCUUUCGCCAUGCUGUGGCUGUGGUAGGAAACACCCUCUACGUCCUGGGUGGAAAGUGCUACUAUGGGAUCCGUGACACCCUGGCCAGUGUCUACAGGUAUCAGCCCAUGGACAAUUCCUGGGAGCGCCUGGCCAGCAUGACCUGCGGGCGAAGCUACUUUGCUGCUGUGGCGCUUGAUGGCUCCAUCUAUGCCCUGGGGGGCAGCUCGGGUGAUCUCUACUGCACGGACACUGUGGAGUGUUACAACGUGGCCUCUGACACCUGGAGGAGGUGCCAGUCCCUGCCAAUGGCUCUGUGUGGACACGCAGCGUGUGCCCUGGAUGGUGCCCUCUAUGUGUCAGGGGGGUGUGAUGAGGCGUACCAGUGCCAGACAGCCCUUCUGCGCUACAUCCCAGGUGCACCAGCCACACUCCUGGCCCCUAUGAAUGGCCAGAGAGCUGGCCACAUCAUGGAGGAGGCGGGUGGGCAGCUCUAUGUGGCCGGGGGGCUGUGCCAGCGGGACGGGCAGACUGGCUACAGGGACCAGCUGGCCUUUGAAGUCUACAGCCCCAAGCUAGAUAUCUGGGUCCUCCUCAGCCCUUUGCCCCACGCCCAUGUAGUGGGGGGUGCAGCUGUGCUGGGGGGGGAGCUGCUUGUUCUUGGAGGGUACAGCCAUGAAACGUACCGGGACACCCACCUGAUCCAUGCCUACCAGCCGGGCGCCCGGCGCUGGAUCACCCGGGGCACUUUGCCCCAUGCCUAUACUGACCUCCAGGUGUGUGUCCUCACUGUCCCCCAAGCACUACGUGGCCCCAAUUGCCUCGAGGACUCCUCGAGAUCACCUGAUGCCCUCUGUAACACUUAGGGGUCAUUUGAAGCUCUGUACUCCAUACUGGGCAUCCAGUGGGCACCUCUGUGGGGCAGAAUUUUCCCCAGGUUCCUCCCCAGGGAGUCCCCUACACUGUGGGGCACAAAGACCACACUGCACACCACCACAUGUACCUUCAGGAAUGCUCACGAUGUUGCCCCGCCACCCCAAGCCCUUCAGUGGGAGCUGAGGAUCUCCCAGUUCCCCCACAUCCUUUUACUGAAUAAAAGAGGCUCCUGAAAUGCCUGUCUGGGUCUCUUUUGUUCUGCUGGGGAACCCAGACGUUCGGAUGGUUCUCUCACAAGUGA